Molecule: messenger RNA, 754 nt
Organism: Galleria mellonella (greater wax moth)
Lineage: Eukaryota; Metazoa; Arthropoda; Insecta; Lepidoptera; Pyralidae
Exons: 2
Coding region: 162-686 (174 amino acids)
Source: RefSeq, a predicted model, not a curated record
GUGAGGUCGAUUCUGAGGCAUUCUUUGCUGUAGACAUUAAUCGCUCUUAGUCUGUUUAAUGUUUGAAGAGAUUUGUAUUAAUAUCAAUUUUGUUCUGUCUACAGAGAUAGUUUCUCUAAUCUCCGCUAUUUUUCUUUGAAUAUUUAUUGAAAUGUUUAAGUAUGGAAAGUGUUCAUAAUACAGAAUCAUCAACACAAUUGUUGAGUGAACAAUAUGACAUUUUAAAAGAAAAACCAAAUUUAUUAUUGUUAUUAUUAAAUAAAUUUGUAAAAGUGCAGCUCAUUAGAAACCUUUCAUUUGAUGGGUUUGUGACUUCUAUUGAUCCAAUUACUUACAGCCUAAUCAUUAAAAAACCCUAUGAAGAUUCAUUUCAAACCAUUUUAAUACCAGGCCAUGCAAUAUUAGAUGUAACAGAAAUAACUGCACCACCUAACAUCAAACCUCCAUCAAGAAUACAAUUGAGUCAAGUCUCAGAAAUAGAAAUAUUAGAUAGGAGAUUUAAAAUUGUUAAAUGGUUAAAAUGGAAUUUACUUCCUGUGUCAGAAUUAGAUGAUAAAAUUAUUUUUGGCAAUGCAACUUUACUCCCUCCAUAUACAGCUAUGGAUAUAUGCACGGACAAUCCUAUGGUGGCGAUGCAAAUGAAGAAAAUUAUUCAGAGUAUGCCACCAGACUUUAAUCCGGAGUAACUUAGAAUGACUUAUAUAUUUAUAAUAAAUUUUAAGAUAAGUUUUCAAUAAUAAACAAAUCUUGUAAC